CGCCGUCUUGUGGAUCCGAGCACGCGAUGGCCCCCAAGGAGGAAGCGACGACGGGCCUGAAGCCUCUCUACGACCCCAUCGGCAGCCACGGCGCCCUGCCCGGCGGCAUGAAGCAGUACGAGGAGAUGUACGCGCGGUCCGUCGGCGAGGCGACCAAGGACGCCUUCUGGGCCGAGCAGGCCAACGCCUUCCUCGAGUGGAUGCGGCCCUUCGACACGGUGCGCCAGGGCGGCUUCGAGGUCGGCGACCAGGCCUGGUUCGUCGGCGGGCGCCUCAACGUGUCGUCGAACUGCCUCGACAAGCACCUCGCGGCCAAGGCCGACAAACCGUGCAUCGUCUGGGAGGCCGACGAGCCCGGCCAGGCGAAGACGCUGACGUACCUCGACGUCUUCCACGGCACGUGCCGCAUCGCCAACGCCCUCAAGGUCACGGGCGUCGCCAAGGGCGACUUCGUCACCGUCUACAUGCCGAUGAUGCCCGACACGGCGAUGGCGAUGCUCGCGUGCACGCGCCUCGGCGCGCCCCACAGCGUCGUCUUCGCGGGCUUCACGGCGGGGAGCCUGCGGGACCGCAUCGUCGACAGCGCGUCCAAGUGGGUGCUCACGGCCGACGUCGGCAAGCGCGGGUCCAAGUCGAUCAAGCUCAAGGCGAUCACGGACGCGGCCGUCGCGGAAUGUCCUCUCGUGCAGAAGGUCUUCGUCUUCAAGCGCACGGGCGAGGACGGCAUCGCCUACACGGCGGGCCGCGACGUCCACAUGGACGAGCUCGUGCCGAAGAUGCGGCCCUACUGCCCCGCGGAGCCCAUGGCGGGGCAGGACAAGAGAGCGAAAUUCCAAACUUCAAAGCCUCAUAUCUCGGCCGACACGCUCUUCACGCUCUACACGAGCGGUUCCACGGGCAAGCCCAAGGGCGUCGCCCACGCGACGGCGGGCUACCUGCUGUACGCGGCGAUGACGACGAAGUACAGCUUCGACCUGCGCGACGACGACGUCUUCGCGUGCGUCGCGGACGUCGGCUGGAUCACGGGCCACAGUUACAUCGUCUACGGCCCCCUCUGCAACGGCGCGACGACGGUCAUGUUCGAGUCCAUCCCGACCUACCCGGACCCGGGCCGCUACUGGGACAUGGUCGCGGCCCACAAGAUCACGGUCUUCUACACCGCGCCGACGGCCAUCCGCGCGUUGAUGGCCUACGGCGACGCGCACGUCAAGAAGCACGACCGGUCGUCGCUGCGCAUCCUCGGCUCCGUGGGCGAGCCCAUCAACCCCGAGGCCUGGCGCUGGUACUUCGAGGUCGUCGGCGACUCGCGCUGCUCCGUCGCGGACACGUACUGGCAGACGGAGACGGGCGGCCACAUCAUGACGCCGCUACCGGGAGUGACGCCCGUGAAGCCCGGGAGUUGCUGCCUGCCCUUUUUCGGCGUCGCGCCCCUCAUCGUCGACGCCCAGUCCGGCGCCGUCCAGGAGGGGAACGGCGUCGACGGCGUGCUCUGCGUCUCCGCGCCCUGGCCGGGCGCGUGCCGCACGGUCUGGGGCGACCACGAGCGCUACAUGGCGACGUACCUCGACUGCUACAAGCCCAACUACUUCACGGGCGACGGCUGCAAGCGCGACGCCGACGGCUACUACUGGAUCACGGGCCGCGUCGACGACGUGCUCAACACGUCCGGCCACCGCAUCGGCACGGCGGAAGUCGAGUCCGCGCUCGUCGCGCACGCGGCCGUCGCGCAGGCCGCGACGAUCGGCUACCCGCACGACAUCAAGGGCCAGGGCAUCUGCUGCUACCUCGAGCUCACCAAGGGCUUCGAGGAGUCGCCGGAGCUCAUCAAGGAGCUCAAGGGCGCCGUCCGCGCGGCCAUCGGGCCCUUCGCGACGCCGGACCUCCUCAUCCCCGUCGCGGGCCUCCCGAAGACGCGCAGCGGCAAGAUCAUGCGCCGCAUCCUCCGCAAGGUCGCCGCCGCCGAGGAGGACCAGCUCGGCGACGUCACGACGCUCGCGGACCCGUCCGUCGUCCCGCUCCUCAUCGCCAAGGUCAAGAAGGCCCAGGGCCGCGACUAGGUUCCGGCGCGCCCCACUCCCCCCCCCCUCCCCGUUCCCCCGGCGCGUGUGCCCGCCGGGACGCGCUUAACGACGUUCCCCG
This is a messenger RNA of Aureococcus anophagefferens, 2139 nucleotides long. RefSeq lists its product as hypothetical. Gene Ontology annotation, molecular function: acetyl-CoA synthetase activity; AMP binding. The record is from RefSeq and is a predicted model, not a curated record. The transcript has 2 exons. NCBI's taxonomy places the organism in Eukaryota, Pelagophyceae, Pelagomonadales, Pelagomonadaceae. Bases 27 to 2057 code for a protein of 676 amino acids.